Messenger RNA from Endocarpon pusillum Z07020, 2691 nucleotides. RefSeq lists its product as uncharacterized. The record is from RefSeq and is a predicted model, not a curated record. The transcript has a single exon. The coding region runs from base 1 to 2691 and encodes 896 amino acids. Lineage: Eukaryota; Fungi; Ascomycota; Eurotiomycetes; Verrucariales; Verrucariaceae.
AUGUCAUCUUCGUCAUCCUCUUCACCCGAAAGGGGACCUCAGCUGCCAUUGCGACCAGCAUCUACACUCAAGAAGCACGUGCAGAAAUCAAGAGAAAUACGAACGCUUGAACCAGAUCAAACUGAGGAGUCGCCCUCUAAUAGGCUCCAUACCACCCCAACAUCCGUUACCACAGGUACAAGCUGCCCCUCUCCGAACAUCGAGGCUGGAGGUGCUGGCCCCUCAAACAGACCCUCCAACAAACAGCCACAGAGGAGAUAUACUCUCAGCAUAAUUCCGUCCUUAAAUCAGCAUAAGGAAUAUAGCUAUCCUGCAAUUUUGGGUGCGAUCGAGCGGGGCAAUAAUUUAAGAGACCAACUCAGACUCCUUCAUCAGGAACUACAGGACAUACAAAAAAACCCUGACGAUGACGGCGGAGACGACGUUGUUCGCAGAGAAGGAAUUAGACAGUUGAAGGAGGCUAUCGACAACACAAAAAUGGACAUUGCGGUGCUGGAUAGGUGGUUGGCAGAGGUGAAGCGGAGGGAGAGAGCCAGCGCGUUGGCAGACAGGACUGUUGGUUCAGUGACGACAAGUCAACACCCAACCAUCACCUCUGGGGCUACUGGUCUGUCGCCUAUCACAGGGCAGCCUAAGCGACAAGGAAGUGCUCCUGCGAGCAGUGGCUUUGGCAAGGCUAUUUCUUUGAAGAGUGCUGAUAGUACAGGCCUAAUCGUAAGCAGUGGUGCUGGCCGGAGUGCUUCUGCUUUCAAUUCAAGUAAGGGACGUUCUCACGAGAGGUGGUAUCCAGGGAUGGAGCCAAACGAGGAUGCUCUCCGAAACUCUGCUAGUUUGCCUACCCCCGGUAGCGAGGGAAAGCGUGCCGCACAUGAAAGUGCUGUUGAGAUUCUGCUUGAGGAGGGAACCAGAAAUUCCGAUCCUAAUCGGGCUCAAAGGGAGGCGCCAAGUUCAUGUGGUGACAUGAAUGUCAUGACAUCUGACCAAAAUGUAAACAUAAGGAUCACCGGUAGCGGUGCAUGUACGGCAAAAGGCACUGCCGGUCCAUCUAACAGCAGACAACCCCCAAGCCUGCCAAGGUCAAGUAGCCACCAGCGUCUUGCGAGCACUUCAGCAGCACCAGCACCAGCACCAUCAGCACCAGCACCAUCAGCACCAGCACCAGCGCCAGCACCACCAGCAUCAGCACCACCAGCAUCAGCAUCAGCACCAGCAUCAGCACCACCAGCACCAGCAAGGACGGCUGCUGAAGAGCAGGAUGCCGAGCUGGAAAUAGCUGGCCUCUGGAGGAGUUCUCGGGAGGGCGCUGCCAGCUCAUACGUUGGCAAUCCAAUCGUCACAAGUCCAUCUGUACCCACCCAUCCGCACCGCGAUGUGGGUUGGUCUUGUAUGGGUAGUGGCGCAGGUGCUGGUGCUGCUGGUUAUUGCCAUUCUGGAACGCAACAUGACACGCCUAGAAGGGGAACUUAUCAGAGACUCACGGGCAACAAUGCCGUUGGUAGCGGUACAGGGAGAAGCGUUGCUGGUCCAGCCCAUGGUUCGAUCGAUCAAUUUCUGCCUGCGCCAAUUGGUCAGGGAGUUGCUGCAGCGAGUGGUGCUGUGGGUAGUGGUAUAAUGGGAAGCGCUACUGCCCCAGCUGGUGACAUACCGAGUCACUUUCCGCCCUUGCCAUCUAGCCCAUGGUAUACUGCCGGUAGUGGCCCUACGGGUGGUAGUGUAGGAGGAGGCGCUGCUGGUCUAGCCCAUCGCGGCCCUACUUUCUUUCCUCCUUCAGCUGGCCAAUGGAACGCCGUUCCGAGGGUAGCUGUGGGUAAUACUAGAUGGACAGAAGCUGCUGGUCAAGCUGUCGGCACACCUGCCUACGGGACGGGUCUACCUGUUCCUGGUCUUCCAAGUAAUUCCACAUGGGGAGUUCCGAUUGAUCGAAUCCUUGGCUUACCCGGGUCUUCUAUGCCUCCGCUACCUGGCUUGAGUGGUGACAGGAUUGGCGGUGCUUCUGGUUCACCCAGCGGCGUUCCUGGACCUGCUUUGGCUCCUCCGGGCGCCUGGGGUACCGGUUCAUCCGUUACUCACGGCUUAUCCAGCGGUAUAUCCAGGUCGUCUUUCCCUCCAUUACUUAAUAGUUGGCCCGCCGCGGGUGGUGCUACAAUGGCUUGCACCCAAACGGACCCACCCAGUCUGGCUACCGCUAGAACCGUACCCAACAUCAGCAGGAGAUCUGCUGCCGGGUCGGAUGCUGCGAAUGUUGCAUUAUACAACCAAGCUGCCGCCCAAGCCAGCCAUCGACCUGGCGCUAUCAUUACCAGGCCGGGAAAGCACUGGGGUGUGGCUGGUGAAGUCGUGGCUGGCAGAAUGACACCUACUAGAGCUCGGCCUAACAUCACUGAGAAGGACACUCGGCACGCAAGGGAGGGGAGAACUGCCCAUAGUAGUGGUGCCAAGCGGAAAGCUGCAACUCCGUCUAGUGGUCAAGCUGGGCGUAGUGAGCAGCGAGCGGCUGCUUCGGGAAGUGGUGCCGAUAGGAGAAUAGACGGCCCGUCAAGUGGUAGGAUGGGGCUUUCCACCUCUGAGCAGGCCACCAGGGAGAGGGGCUCUGCUUCGAACGCUGAAGCCGGAAUACAGACUGCUGGUGCACGAAGUGAGCAACGAGAUCGGAAUAGGGGACCGUAUUGGACUGGCCAAAUCGGCUUGUAG